Molecule: messenger RNA, 4102 nt
Organism: Onychostoma macrolepis
Lineage: Eukaryota; Metazoa; Chordata; Actinopteri; Cypriniformes; Cyprinidae
Gene: bmp7a
Product: bone morphogenetic protein 7a
Exons: 7
Coding region: 406-1602 (398 amino acids)
Biological process (GO): SMAD protein signal transduction
Cellular component (GO): extracellular region
Molecular function (GO): cytokine activity; growth factor activity
Source: RefSeq, a predicted model, not a curated record
CCAAAAAGACAUGGUUACUAGACUUUUACUAUAAUAAAACAUGGUUAAUUUUCGUGACAUACAAAUGUGUAUGUACUAAUUAGAACAUAAUUUCCAGCAAACUAGUAGUUUUAUGUUGUUGUGUAGUAAAAGACAGCCCAUGUGUGCGCGCCCCACCCACGAGCUGCAGCGGGCUAUUUAAAGCGUGAGACCAUCAAUGCAACAUUACACAUCAUGCUGGAUGUGUGCUUACCUCAGGAUUGGAUUAUUAAACACAGUCAACUCAACUUUGUGAUCUAUCAAACGAAGUAGCAAGACUUACUGUCAGCUCAGGAUUUAUUCUUUAUUAUCUUUAUUAAAUAUGAUUCCAGUGCAGCUGCUCUCAGCUUGAUAGUGGUGUGUGGUUGCAGCGCGCUCGCGGACGCAAUGCAAGCAAACUUCAGUCUGGAUAAUGACAUUCAGUCCAGCUUCCUCCAGCGGCGGCUGAAGAGCCAGGAGCGCAGGGAGAUGCAGCGGGAGAUCCUCUCCAUCCUCGGGCUGCCGCAGCGGCCCCGUCCGCUCCUGCAGGAGAGGCACACCGCGGCUCCCAUGUUCAUGCUUGAUCUGUAUAAUAACGCCAUCCUGGAGGACUCUUAUAAACCGGCGUACACCACCCCUGGACCCCCGAUGCUGACCCAACAGGACAGUCACUUUCUCAGUGAUGCCGACAUGGUGAUGAGUUUUGUCAAUCUGGUGGAUCUAGAUGAAGACCUCCGUCUCUAUCAUCAGCACCACAGAGAGUUUCGUUUUGACCUGUCCCGCAUACCGGCAGGAGAAACCGUGACAGCUGCGGAGCUCCGCAUCUACAAGGACUUCAUACACGAGCGCUAUGAAAAUGAGACUUUCCUUGUCAGUGUGUUCCAGGUGCUCCAACAGCAGCCCAAAAGGGAGCUGUACCUGCUAGACUCACGAGUGGUAUGGGCGGCAGAAGAGGGAUGGCUGGUAUUUGACCUCACGGUCACCACUAACCGCUGGGUUAUGAACCCAGGUCAGAACUUGGGACUGCAGCUCUCUCUGGAAACCGCAUACGGUGAAAGAAUGAACCCAAGGAGAGCAGGUUUGGUGGGCAGCACUGGACCUCGGAAUAAGCAGCCAUUUAUGGUGGCGUUUUUGAAAGCGUCAGGAAUCCAUCUCCGUAGUGUUCGCUCAGCAUCAGGAAACAAACAGAGGGGUCACCACCGCUCUAAAACCCCCAAAGCUGGUGUCGCGCCCAGCCAGGUGGCUUUGAAGACAGCUGAGGCCGCAGAGGGUGCCAGUAUAGACCCCAAACAGGGAUGCAAGAAGCAUGAACUCUAUGUCAGCUUUAGAGAUCUGGGAUGGCAGGACUGGAUCAUUGCUCCAGAGGGUUACGCUGCGUACUACUGUGAGGGGGAAUGUGUGUUCCCCUUGAACUCUUAUAUGAAUGCCACAAACCAUGCUAUUGUACAGACACUGGUCCAUUUCAUAAACCCAGACACAGUCCCGAAGCCCUGCUGUGCUCCUACUCAGUUACAUGGAAUCUCUGUUUUGUACUUUGAUGAUAGUUCCAACGUAAUAUUGAAAAAGUACCGCAACAUGGUCGUCAGAGCCUGCGGAUGCCACUAAUUACUACGCAUGCCCUGGAAAAAAUAAGGGAUGCAAAUACUUUUCAAGAGCCAGAGAGGAAAGAGACUCAUUACUGGAGCAAAACUGGACUCCUUUGUUAGAGGAGUGUACAUCCAAAGCAUACAUUUUCAUUUAAAACUCAAAACUCCUGGAACUGUAUGAGGUUGACCACAGCUGAGUCAAGUGUGUGGUGUUCUGGCUUUCAUUUCUGCACAGAGAGCCAAGUUUGGAAUAUCAAAGAGGACAUGAGCAGAGAGAAAGAACUGGCCUUAGAGAUUUAACCAGACUGAUCAGGAAAAAGGCAAUGGAUUGCUUUAUGGAGACUUCUUUACAAAAACCACUCAUAAGAUGGCAUGAAUUCACUGAAGUAAUUCCUGGAAAAUUCCUGCCAUGAUUUAUCUUGAACUUAUCUGAGACCACUAGUAAAAAUGUUUCUAUUGGGGAUUUUCUUAUUUAAUUUUUUUUCUUCUUCUGUUAACAACUAAGCAUAACAAUGUGAGUUAAAAUGACCGGGAAUGGGAAAAAAUUUGAGCAUCUUAUGUACUUCAAUGGAAGAAUUCAGAAUAUCUUUUUUUCGUUUUACAUCAUAAUGUCCCUUUGUUUAAAAUUCGGGUUAUUUCCAGGUUUAAAUUAGAUGAUGAAUCACAGAAUUUCCACGUGGUUGUAGACUUUUAGACCCACUGUUUUUUGCACGAGAUGUGAAAUAGAAAUGCAAAUGAUGGGUGUCCGUUACAGUGAGUCAAAGCAAUGGUUUUUAAUUUCAGUCUUUCAGGACACUCAACAAACCCUUACACAGAUGUUCAGCACUCGAUUAAACAGGUCUGCGGAAAAUAUGCAACUCAAUUUUGCCUUGGAAUCACUUUGGUUUCGUCACAUACAUGAAAGAACACGUGUUUUCUCUUAGCAGUAUCAGUCAUUCAGUUCAUAAAAAGCCCAUGUGCCUGUAUUUGGCUUUUGAAGGGUUUCAGAAGAGUCAAGAUCAGUGUUUACAGCGCAAUUGGUUAUUUAUUUUCUGUGAAUUUAUUCUCUUUUGGUCUCAUUUACUACUUGUGGUGUUAUUAAUGGUAUCUUGUUUUAGCUAAUCAUAAGUGCUUUUAGUGCUAUGCUAAGCUAAUAGGCUAAGCUGUUAUCUUGCUAACUAAAGGUCACUGAAAAAAAAACAAAGAAAAGGAAAUGCUUAAUUUUACUAUUUUUAUAACUACUGCAAGAUAAUGUGACAUGUAACUUGAAAUACAUCAACAAUUAUUUUCAUAAGACUAAAUAAAGCAAGGAUUUAAGUAAUUUUUAAUCAGACAACAAAUAAGAGUAAACAUAAAAAAUUGGAUGGGAUCUUUCUGGAGUCUAAGGUAGCCUAUAAAUUUCAGAUCUUGCACAAGACCAAAUUAUUGUGAAAGAGGCAACAUUUUGAAACACAAAAACACACCUUAUAUUGAUUAAUUAUGUGUUAAAAUGUUCACACACAGGAUUUACGUACAUAUAUGCGUGUAUGCACCAUUAGUGAAUGAACCCUUUGUUGUGAAGAGUGUGAAUGUGUGUGGGUCAUCUCAAGGGUCAGUAUUGCAGUAUGUGUCCACCAGCAGUAUCAGAUUCAUCACUUAGCCUGUCCUCGCCUGUGAAGAGCGGCCAGGCCAGCAGGUGGGCGGUAUCAGGAGAGAGCAAUUGGUUAUGAUCUGAACAUUAGGAAUAAAUCAAAUGAUAAAAUGAAAUGAAUAAAACUGUCUAAAGAGGAGCAGGUGCGUUAGAUUUUGGCAGACGAAAAUGUGACCCGUGCAGCUGUUCCCAAUAACAUCGAUACAAUACGACAUUGUAGCUGUGCGUUAGCGUCAAAGAGGCGCUGGUGGAAAAGAUGGCCUUCAAAACCAGAUGGUUAGAGAACUGAGAAAACAUACAGUUUGUUUCUCUAUGUUGUGAAGAAAAUCCCAAAUGACCCCUUCUCAUUAAUCAAACAAUGCAAAUGCAAAUAUUCUAAGAAUUUAUGUUUUGCGUUGUUUUAUGGGAGGGUUUCCACUUGGACCUGAGAAUGUUAAUGAUUAACUCUCUAGGCAUUACACAGAUCCCUUGUUCAGAAAUAGGAUGUAAAACAGUAUGCAUUAUGCAAAUCUUUUAAACAGUAGUAUGCUACAUUAUUGUUGCAUGCCCUCAUUAUAUUGCAUGUUUAAUUCAGCAAGUGGUUUCUGCUUAUCUCAUGAAGUUGUAUACAUCUGAGAGGUCUUGUUGCAGCAAAGCAGCAUUAUUAUGAAAUCGAUUGACGUCAGGUUUAUUUAUUAGAUCUAUGAGUUGCAUACUAUGCUAUAAUACAGAAAAUAAAAGUAGCAUGGAAACAUAUAUUCUAAACUUAGCCCAUGAUUUGCUAGUUGGAAGCAGGUGGUAUUUUUACAACAACAUAUUUUUUUUUUUCAAAUGUAUAAUAAUGCAUUUCUAAAAUAAUUUAUUCUAUAAUAAAAUAAUUUAUAACAAUUUCUAUUUCCAUUCUAGACAGCAUAUUAUUGGACAAAACAUA